Molecule: messenger RNA, 1584 nt
Organism: Cryptococcus wingfieldii CBS 7118
Lineage: Eukaryota; Fungi; Basidiomycota; Tremellomycetes; Tremellales; Cryptococcaceae
Exons: 7
Coding region: 1-1584 (527 amino acids)
Biological process (GO): adenylate cyclase-activating G protein-coupled receptor signaling pathway
Cellular component (GO): plasma membrane
Molecular function (GO): G protein-coupled receptor activity
Source: RefSeq, a predicted model, not a curated record
AUGGCGAAAUACACCCUCAUCAAUGCCUGGGGUGGUACAGUGAUUUCUGCAACCACCCUGGUAUCAGCAACGUAUCUACUCAUACUACUGUGGAAGCAAGGGACGGGAAAGCUGAGAGUAAGGUUGUUGAUGGGGAUGAUCAUCAGUGAUCUGGCCCUUGGUUUGGCAAUCCUACCGCCAGACAUCAUGCUCAUACUGAACAAGAAGAUUGCUACUGGCACCGCUGGAUGUAACGCAUUGGGUUUUGUCCUUACGACGAUCCUUUUCACGCAGCAUUUGUGGACCUUGUCCAUUGCUGUCGCUACUUUUUUGCUGCUGCGGCAUCCUCUUUCACGCAUUACCAUGGCUGUAGAGCGUUACUCCUGGCUGAUAGCUCCGGGUAUAUGGGGCGUCUCCAUAUUGCAUGCUGGUGUAUGGUAUGGCAAAGUAGGCUUUGCCAACACCGGGACACUUUGCUACUAUGGUACCAAAUCCCAUUCUCCUGAUUUGGAUAGAAAUCUCUGUCAAUUUUUCCCCAGAGCCCUCGUUUUCAUCCUCAUCAUCAUUCUCUACUCCCGACUAUUCACCUUCCUUCGGCGGCCAGACACUAUCCAGCUUUCAUCCGCCACUGGGUCUAGACUAGACCCCGAGGCUGAGAGAGCUUCUGCCGGCAAGAAAGGCAGCCACAUCCUUCGACCCCUAGCUCGUAUAAAAAGACUCAGCUCCUUCGGGAUCGAGUCGGGCAGCAACCAUCACGCCAAAGAGGUGAAUCCCGCAGCCCCCUGGGAGGCUCUUGAGUUCAUCCAAGUGGGCAACUACAACCCUCUCACCAUGGAUGCGCCCCCACAGGCACCACUCCGUUCAAUGUCUUACAACGACGGGCUGUCUUUCGUGUCUCAUGAACAUGGGAGAGCAAGUCGGCCUGCUUCCUUUCUUUCUUCCCCGGCUUCGCAGCUGAGAGAUACUUUUGCUGGCAUCAGCUCGAAUCCCUCCUCUUCGCGUCUGGGAUCUCUGUCUUCCGACAUAUCCCAGAGCACUGCUGUCACCCAGGGCGAGCCUUUCACUGCCGAGCUGCUGUACAAUGGCGGUCGUCGGAAAUCUAGUGCAUCUAGUGUCAAAUUCCCUGCACAGCCCAAUCUCAAGGGGAACGCUCUCAGUCCCAUAAUAUCUCUGGGACGCUAUGAAUCCAACAUUGUGGAGGAAAGUGUCGAUAGCGAAGGGAAAAUUUCCAAGGAGGAGGAGGUGGAGAUCGUGGAGAAAGAACAGACGAUGGAAGAGUUCUUCGCAGAGACCCAGGCGCCGAGAUUGGACGAGGGUCGGCCGGGGUCGUUUUCGGGAGCCGGGGGGCAAAGGUCUGCGGCGAGUUAUUUCAAUCGCCAAGCAAGUCUCUUGAUGCUGUACUUUCCUAUCGCUUACAUGUUUGUGUUUUCGGCAUCGCUCUACAGGUUGAUCUACAACAUGGUGAAAGGAGAAGCCAGUCCUGUGCUCAGCAUCAUAUCGAAUUGGAUGGUUUUCUCGGUAGGGCUCAUCGACGCGCUUGUAUAUGGCGUUGCAGAGUUUAUGAUCAGGAGAAGAGUGAGAAGAAAGAUGCCGGAUCGUAUAUAG